Molecule: messenger RNA, 1589 nt
Organism: Staurois parvus
Lineage: Eukaryota; Metazoa; Chordata; Amphibia; Anura; Ranidae
Source: the annotation of a GenBank genome assembly
AUGAAGGAGCCGUCCGCCCCCCGCUCGGCUCUCCCCCAGUCCCCGCCUUCCUCAUGAAGCUCUGGGCGCUGCUGGAGGACCCGAGCAACGGCGACGUCAUCACCUGGAGCUGGGAUGGCCAGAACUUCUGCAUCUUGGACGACCAGCGGUUUUCUAAAGAAAUUCUGCCCAAGUAUUUUAAACACAACAAUUUGUCCAGCUUUAUCCGCCAGCUAAACAUGUAUGGAUUCAGAAAGGUGUUGAGUCUGGAGAGCGGGCUCAUGAGAUCGGAACACAGUGCUGCCAUCGAAUUUCAGCACCCCUUCUUUAAAAAAGGAGGAGUGGAACUCUUGGAAAAUAUCAAACGGAAGAUAUCGUCUUCUGUAAAAUCUGAAGACCCUCACCUAUCGCAGGAGGAACUGCAGAAGGUUGCUGCUGAGCUACAGGACCUAAAAGAUGGUCAAAACAGUAUGGAUGCAAAGUUGGAAAGCAUGAGGAGGGAGAAUGAAGCGCUUUGGAAGGAGGUGUCAUCACUCAGAAGGAAACACAGCCAGCAACAAAAACUUCUUACAAAGAUACUUCAGUUCAUUUUGAGCCUAAUGAGAGGAAACAUUGUAGUGGCACCAAAAAGAAAAAGACAGCUGACGCUGGAGUCCACGUCUGCUCCUCCUCCGAAGUGCAGUCGGAAUGUUUUGCAGUUUCCUGAGGGUGUGGAGGAAGAGGUUCUCGUUUCUUCUCAACACUGUGGUAACUCUGCAGACAGUACUCUGCAAAUCCAUGAGAUUUUCAGCCCCGGAGAAGGCACAUCUGAACCCACCUCAAAAACUGUAGAGCAAACACAAGACUUCACAGCCCAACCAACAACAGACACCAAGGACGAAACGGUGCAGGAGAGUAUCAUUGAUGAUUCAGUUCUGCAGCUGCAGUCCUUGACUGAGGAAGAUCUGGUCCCCUGUAGCUCUGCAGGGGAAGAGGGCCUAGCGCUGGAUGUAGUGCAAGCAAACUCCGCUGAGGAUGCAGAUAGCGUGAUCAGUUCUAUUCUGAAUGAGAAUGAUGCAGCCAGCAGCAAUGAAUUGUUAUACCGAGAGAAAAUCCAAAACUUCCUAAGCUGUAUUGAUACUAGUCUGGAAGAGCUGCAGACGAUGUUAUGCAGGAAGAAGCUCGAUGUUGAUGCUGAUUUCAUUGAUGAGCUUUUUAAACCUGACUUGUCAUCCUCAGAUAAUCCUGUGACUGACACCAGCCUCAGCAUAGCAAUUGACCCGCAGGAAAAUGAGGAUGAUGCUGCAGUACAGAUCAGCAAUACCCGUUUGAACAGAGAGAAGCAGCUGAUGCAGUACACAGGAAACCCUCUGCUCUCCCUGUUUGAUCUCCCUUCCAGCGACUAUGGAGCCGACAUGCUAGACCCAGCUAAUUUGCUGGCCACGAUGGGAGACGAUGCAUACGUAGGCAGUUCAUCAAUGCAGAAUGACAAUGUUCCAGGGUGUAGCUCCAGCAAGGAGCCAGACCUGCUGGUGGAAGAUUUUAGUGGCCCUCAGGAUCUUUUACCUUUUUUCAGCCUUAGCCCUGUUACCAAACUUAUCGAUGAAGCCAAAGAAGUCGAGGAAUUUUGA